This is a messenger RNA of Panicum hallii, 1130 nucleotides long. RefSeq lists its product as uncharacterized. The record is from RefSeq and is a predicted model, not a curated record. Bases 437 to 724 code for a protein of 95 amino acids. The transcript has a single exon. NCBI's taxonomy places the organism in Eukaryota, Viridiplantae, Streptophyta, Magnoliopsida, Poales, Poaceae.
UGGCGACACGCCUCUACUCGAGUCUAAGUCCAAAGCACUCACUCCACUAUCCUUCUUACUGCACAAGGCCAGUUACAUAAGCCAAGCUCGCGCCGUCGUCAGCACAGCGCUCCUGCGAUCUUCCCAGGAAGCUACCGGGCUCGUUAGCACUGCGCCUGUCGUGUGUUGCAAUUUGACCUGACCAGUUCGGAUGGGUAGCUAAUCUUCAAGCCUUUUGCCGCCUGGUCUCAACCACUCGCAUAUCAUAUCCCAAACUAUAGAAACUGGUGCAACGAUUCGUCAACACGCGGCUGCAAGAACACGUCACCUUCCAACAUAAAAGGCUCGAGGCGGAGUAGCCAGCCUAGCAAGAAUUUUCCUCCACACAGGAUCAGGUACUCAGGUUGAAGUAGAGAUCGAGCUCGGAGACGCCAGCCGAUCGGCCGGCCACCUCCCCAUGGCCGGCGGGAGGAAGCGGGAGUGGCUGCGGAAGAAGCUGGCGAUGGCGGCCCCGACCGGGGGGCGUGGGCAGCAGCAGUCGCCGUCGCCGCGGUGGACGCUGCGCGUCCGGGCGCUGUCCGCCGCGCUGCGCCGGCGGAGGCUCGGGACUGGCGGCCUUCCGCGCGUCGACUUCUUCCAGAUCCUGUACGAGAACGUCGUCUUCCACCUGCUGUGGGUGAUUGAGUCCAUCAUCGUCCUCGCAAAGCUCUGCUUCUUCUUCCUGCGCUUCGGCUUCCGCUUGUGACAAGCCUGGACCAAGAUCCAUCGUGCGCUUCGGCUUCAUGUCUUAGGAUCGAUCGUCAGUUCUUGCACUCCAAAUGAUGUAUUUGCCCCCCUUUUACGUCUGUCAUGCGUGCAAUCGAACAUGUAAAUACACAAAAAGUAAAACGACUUGUCGCCUGGUCAGAGCCUACCAUAGCUUUUUCAUGGAUUUUUCCCAAGAUUCACAUAGUAAUAGACUACUGAAUGACACGGUAAUGGAUGAGACACGAUCUUGGUUAUGGAUGAGACACAGUCUGGGUAUUGGAUGAGACAGUCUUGGCAAUGAGUUAGCAAAGCAGGCGAAAUAAGCCAGGCACGCAGUGCUGGUGAUGUAAAUCUUGGCUCCUCUUUUGCUUCCUCGAAAAUUAAUGGUGCUGCUGUGUUAGAUA